AUGCGCAUAAGCAUACUAAUAAUACUAGAAUCAUUUUCAGGUACACAUGUAUUCAGUGAAAAAGCCAACGGUUGGGGUUUCUCAUCUCAUCCUAGAACAUUAAGUGGUCCUGUUGCAUGGUAUCUAGUGAAUGAUACACUUACAGUUGAAGCUGAGAUUCAAGUCCGUAGUGUUGUGCAUUAUUCUGUGAUUGAACCUGCAAAGGAAGUUAACAAAGAUGAACUGAAACAGCCCAAGCGAGCAGUUGAAACAUCACAAGAUCAAGUUCCCCUGAGUUGUCAUAGCAAAAAAUUUAAAAAGCGUAAUUCAAAGGCGGAAAAUUUACCUCAGAAGGAAGUACUUGAAACUGUAGCGACGGUUGAACCACCAACUGCUGUAGCAACUCCUUUAAUUGCUAAACCUCUGAGUCGGACAGAAGGAGCUGUUCAAACCGGAGCUACCACUAAUGAGCAAGAAAUUGUGAAGGAACCACUUCUGCCUCCUACUGUCAACGAGAAGGAUCUUCCUCAGGAUCCUCCUUCUGCGCCUGCAUUAUCCUCCCCUGAUUUGCAGAAGUUUUCUAAGAAUCUUCUGACUGAAAUUUCAAGUCGGACAAGGACUCAAAAAUCUCUUCCUAGCAAUGAAAUUCCAGUUUUAAGCGAAGCAACUGGGACUGACUUUGUAUGUCAACAAAAGGAAGCAUUGGGCGGGUUUCUGAAUAUGUCAUUAGAGGCUAUCCAACAAGCUGAUGCCUUUGGAAAUAUCGAGAAGAUUAUCCUUGUACUCGUUCAGCAUGCUAACAGUUUACAGGAGAAGACAAUUCUUGAAGAUCUAGCUUCUCGCUUGGCAGAAUUUCAAGAGAGCGUCCCGAGAUCUACAACCAUUGCAGAAACUCUGCGAGCUCGCAAAACAUCUCUUGCAGGGAAAACUGUAGAUCUUAAUGCAAGAUUGGAGCAAAGAAAAAAGGAACUAACUUCCUUGGAAGACAAAUUCUCAAGGCUUUCGGAAGAAGCAGCAAAACUCCAUGCUGAAAUUCAGCGCUUAACGACACAAAAGGAGGAGGUCUUUUCCCUGAAGCAAUCUGCUGCAAUUGAACUGCAGAAAGCCAAUGAAGGAGCAUCGAGAGACCUUGAAGAAUGGAGAGACUUAGAAGGGGAAAUCAAGCAGUCCAAUGCCGAAAGGCUUGGAGCCAAAGAGAAACUGGUAUUAGCUAAUGUGCGUUGGAAACAUUACAAAGAGGAUCUUUCAGAGACCAUGAAGAACGCAGAGGCUUAGACGGAGAAAUCAAGCAGUCCAAUGCCGAAUGGCUCAUUAGCUAAUGUGCGGUAGAAACUCUACAAUUAGGAGGAUCUUGGUUUUGGAAAGCUUACUAUUUUGUAAAAACUUAUUUGAAUCAUGUAGUCUAUCAUAGAAAAAUUAUUCAGUAAUUAAUUGAAUUACUGUUCAUUUCUGCUUUUCCUUUAGCCUCGUAUAAUAUGAACAAAAUUAAAUUCAGCUCAUCCACCUAAACUUUUAUUUGCUA
Molecule: messenger RNA, 1501 nt
Organism: Mercurialis annua (annual mercury)
Lineage: Eukaryota; Viridiplantae; Streptophyta; Magnoliopsida; Malpighiales; Euphorbiaceae
Exons: 2
Coding region: 1-1254 (417 amino acids)
Source: RefSeq, a predicted model, not a curated record